AUGUGGACCCAACUCUUCCCGAGCUCUUUCUUGGCCUUGCUGCUGGCCUCUGUCACGGCCGGUUACCAUGUAGAGCCAAGGUCUCUCAACCUGUUUUCUGAUACAAACCUCGUCUCACUGGCGACGACGCCAGACCCGCGGAAGAAUAUCGACCCCUACGACCCGCACUCACACUUGUACAAUAUCCUUAUCCCACGACCUCCGGACACGGCCAAUAAUACGCUCGUACGCAACUAUAUCGCCAAGACGUUACGUGAUCUGCAAUGGCAUGUUGAAGAAGACUCAUUCGAGGACGAGACGCCAUACGGACGCAAGAAGUUUACAAACAUUAUUGCAACCAAGGAUCCGGACGCGCCGAGGCGCAUAAUUCUGGCCGCACAUUUUGAUAGCAAGUUCUUCCCUACAGCACCAGAUAAUCAAUUUCUGGGGGCAACCGACUCUGCUGCUCCCUGUGCAAUGUUGUUGGACCUCGCCGGGGCCUUGAAUCCAAUGUUAAAUGAAAGAAUGGAGCGAUUGGAGCAUGGCCUCGCGGACGAUGAAGAGGAAGAGGCAGGGGAGACCACCCUCCAGCUAGUUUUCUUUGAUGGGGAAGAGGCGUUCAAAAUUUGGACAGCAACAGACUCGAUAUACGGUGCUCGCCACCUAGCGGAGAAGUGGUCUACUGAAUUCGUUUCCCCAAUCCAAGCCCGCAAGCUCUUCCGGGCCGAGACCCAGAUAUCAACCAUCGAACAUUUUGUCCUUCUCGACUUACUGGGUUCUCCCCGACCACUUAUCUCUUCUCACUUUCCGUCGACUGCGUGGCUAUUCGACGGCCUAGUUCAUAUCGAACACCGUCUGGGUCGAAUCGGAAUGUUCAACGAAGACCCGAAUGCUAACCCUGGACAAUCAGAUCCUGACGGCGAGGCUGGCGAGUGGCACGCCUGGAGCAGCUUCUUCGUCCCACGGAGUAGCUAUGCGCAUAACUGGGGUGGUAUUGAGGAUGACCAUAUCCCGUUUAUGCAAAGGGGUGUCAACAUUCUGCAUAUAAUUGCAACACCAUUUCCUCAGGUUUGGCAUACGAUAAAGGAUGAUGCGUCUGCAUUGGACAUCCCGACGAUGAGACGAUGGAACAUUCUCUUCCGUGUCUUCACCGCCGAAUAUCUGAGACUGAAGCCGUCCAAUUACAAUCACAAACGAGAUGAACUGUAG
Messenger RNA from Serendipita indica DSM 11827, 1188 nucleotides. The record is from the annotation of a GenBank genome assembly. Lineage: Eukaryota; Fungi; Basidiomycota; Agaricomycetes; Sebacinales; Serendipitaceae.